Aethalodelphis obliquidens (Pacific white-sided dolphin) is the source of this 3515-nucleotide messenger RNA. RefSeq names its product protocadherin beta-14-like. Gene Ontology annotation, molecular function: calcium ion binding. The record is from RefSeq and is a predicted model, not a curated record. NCBI's taxonomy places the organism in Eukaryota, Metazoa, Chordata, Mammalia, Artiodactyla, Delphinidae. The transcript has 2 exons. The coding region runs from base 204 to 1670 and encodes 488 amino acids. Gene Ontology annotation, cellular component: plasma membrane. Gene Ontology annotation, biological process: homophilic cell-cell adhesion.
CAACACUGUGGGCUCCAUUAUUCACGGGAACAGAGAACAUCCAACCCACUGAAAAGAGAGAUAUUAAGGAGCUUCACCUACAGACCUGCUGGAGGUUUAUAUACUCUCUAGAAGUUUCCAACUAAAAAAAGAAUCAGAGCCUCAGUUUGCAAAAUUAGAGCUGAACUUAAAUUUUUCUACAAAAGAGGUUUCUUGAAGAAACCAUGGAGAUCAGAGGGGCACUCGUUCUGCGGAAAAGGCAAGUUCUGUUUAUCUUUGUUUUACUGGGAUUGUCUCAGGCAGGUCCUGAGUCUGUGCGCUAUUCUGUGGCAGAGGAAACAGAAAUUGGCUCUUUUGUGGCCAAUCUGGCAAGGGAUCUGGGGCUUGGGGUGGAGAAGCUCUCUUCGCGGGAGGCGCGGGUAGUGUGUGAUGAUAAUGAAAAGCAUUUGCACCUCGAUUUGCUGACCGGGGAUUUGCUCGUAAAUGAGAAACUGGACCGGGAAGAGCUGUGUGACUCCACGGAGCCCUGUGUUCUGCAUUUUCAGAUGGUACUGGAAAACCCUUUACAGUUUUUUCGGGCUGAGCUGCAUAUCAAAGAUAUAAAUGAUCACUCCCCUACAUUUCUUGACAAGGAAAUAGUUAUUAAAAUAUCAGAGAGUACCAUUAUUGGAACCACAUUCCUAAUGGAGAGUGCCCAAGAUUUGGAUGUAGGAAGCAACAGUCUCCAAAACUACACAGUUAGCCCGAAUUCUCAUUUCCACAUUAAAAUUCAAGACAGUGGUGAUGGAAAGAUAUACCCUGAACUAGUCCUGCACAGAGCGUUGGACCAUGAGGAGGAGCCUGAGCUCAGAUUAACACUCAUAGCACUGGAUGGUGGAUCCCCGCCCAGGUCUGGGACAACUUUGGUCCUCAUCAAGGUCUUGGACAUCAAUGACAAUGCCCCAGAGUUUCCUCAGAGGCUCUACGAGGUGCAGGUCCUGGAGGACACACCUGUUGGCUCUUGGAUUAUCACCAUCUCUGCUAAGGAUUUGGAUGCAGGAAACUAUGGGAAAAUAUCUUACACAUUUUUUCAUGCAUCAGAAGAUAUUCGUAAAACAUUUGAAAUCAAUCCACUAUCUGGGGAAGUUCAUUUGCGAUCACACUUGGACUUUGAAGCAAUACAGUCACACAUUAUAAAUAUUCAGGCAACAGAUGGUGGGGGUCUUUCGGAAGAAUGCACUCUUCUGGUUAAAGUAAUAGAUAUAAAUGACAAUCCACCAGAAGUGACCAUGUCAUCAAUUACAAAGAUAAUUCCAGAGAACGCCUCAGAGACCCUUGUGGCUCUUUUUAGUGUCCGAGACCAAGACGCUGGGGAAAAUGGGAGGGUCGUUUGCUCUAUUCAGGAUGACCUCCCAUUUUUUCUGAAACGGACCUUCAAGAACUUUUUCACUCUAGUUGCAGAAAAAGCACUGGACAGAGAGGAAAGAGCCGAGUACAACAUCACCAUCACCGUCACAGAUAUGGGAAUUCCGGGCCACCUGGUGGACGUCAGCGGCACGGGGACCCUGUCCCAUAGCUACCAGUACGAGGUGUGUCUGACGGGAGGCUCUGGGAGUAAUGAGUUCAAAUUCUUGAAGCCUGUCUUCCCCAAUAUUCUGGAAUCGGACCUUGGGAGGAAGUCAGAAAGAAGUUCAACCUUCCAGAAUAGUUAGGUAUCUAAAACUUCCCCAAUGCAAACAUUAGUUUUGUCUCCUACACCUUUCCCUUUUUUAACCUAGUAGUAAUCUUUAAUGCUACUUGUCUUUCUUCUUUUCUGGUUUUUCUUAGUAAUACUACUCAUUGUUUUGUUGGCCUGUUUGUCCUAUAAUUAUUUUUACAAUUAUUGUUAGUAAAAAUUUUAUAUCAGGAAAUUUCAUAUUUCUGAUUAAACUUUUAGUAUUUAUUUCUACAUGAUAAUAUGAAAGUUAGCCUCUCAGAAUAAAAGUAAUUCUAAGUUUAAAAGUACAUUUCUCACUAUAUGACACUACAUAAAAAUGUCUGAUCCCUUUUUAUCAUACUUCAUUUUUUAAUUACUGGAAGUUUUUUAAGUUUUUAUUAUUUACACAGUUAGACUUGUCUAUAACCCGUCUUCUGUUUGGAGUGGAAUCAGUUUAUAUUUACUUAUGUCCAAUUUCUUCCAAGCUCUGUUUGGAUUUUUGUUUUACCAAUAGGCAGCAAUAUGUAUAAUUUCAUGCUAUUUAUUUCAAAAAUCACACUUGUAAUCAUUGGACUUUUACUCUGAAAUAUUGCAUAUGUUAUCUCAUGCAAGUAUAUAUUUAUCAUCUAUUCUUUCUCAUCUAAAUUAAUGUUGAAUAUACUUGUAAGUUCUUCCUUAUAUCUAACUGAAGUUGUGAUCCUGUUAAAGAGUUUACUGAUACCAGGUUGACUAUGUUUAAGGAGUUCUUUAGACGUGACCAAGUAAUGCAUUGCCUGCAAUUGUCCCUUGCUAUUGUAGAUGAAUUCUCAAGUGAGCUCCAAAUUCUGGGCCUAGAGGAGCUUUUGAUGACACAGCAUUCCAAUGUCUGCUUGCCUUUGGAUGACGACAUUGUUCUGGUUAAUAGGGAAUUUGAAAGAAAAUGCAUUGUAGAAUUAAUAUUACUUAACCAAAGAAAGCUUAGUAAAGGAUAUGUUGGUGAGGGAGUUGAAUGAUUUGAAGAAAUAAUCAGCUCUGUUGUCAGGACUCCUCUAUCUCCAGGAGCCUCAUAAGUGGAUACUAUAGAAUGGUGUAGUUGACAGCGUAAUGGCCCCUAAAGACAUCCACAUCCUAAUCCCUGGAACCUGUGAAUAUUCUGUGUUGUAUUGCAAAAGGAAAUUAAGGUUCAGAGGAAGUAAGGUUGCUAAUCAGUUAGUCUUAAAAUAGGGAGAAUAUCCUAGAUGAUCUGGAUGGGCCUGAUUCAGUCAGUUGAAAGGCCUUAGAGCAGAGCUGAGUCUUCCCUGAGAUGAAGAAAGGCUGACUGUGGGCAGCAGCUUCUCAUGCCCCAGACUUCCAGCCUGCUCUUUCUAAUUGCCUGCUCUACAGAUUUUGGACUUGCCUAGCCAGCUCACCCAACCAAGUAAGUCACUUCCUUGCAAUAAAUCUCUUAAUAUAUAUCUCCUGCUGGUUCUGUUUCUCUGGUUGAACCCUGACUGAUACAGAUGUUGGUACCUUGAAGUGGAGUGCUGCUGUAACAAAUAACUAAAAAUAUGGAAAUUGCUUUGGAAUUGAGUGGCAGGCAUAGGCUGGAAGAAUUUUGAAGCGCAUGAUGGAAAAAGCCUAGAUUGCUUUGGACAGACUGUUAGUUGAAAUACAGAUGUUAAUAACUCUGCUAGCGAAGACUCAGAGGGAAGUAAGGAGUAUGGUGGAGAAAACAUAUAUUGCCUUAUAGAUUACCUAAAUCAAAACCUUAGGAGACUUGGUAGUAAUAUGGAUGUUCCCUGGUGCACAGUGGUUAAGACUCCGCCUGCCAAUGCAGGGGACAGGGGUUCGAGCCCUGGUCCAGAAAGAUCCCACAUGCCGCGGGGCAACUAAGCCCGUGUGC